Molecule: messenger RNA, 915 nt
Organism: Acanthoscelides obtectus
Lineage: Eukaryota; Metazoa; Arthropoda; Insecta; Coleoptera; Chrysomelidae
Source: the annotation of a GenBank genome assembly
UUCGAGGAAUUGAUCAGAAAUAUAGAUCCUGCAAACUACCAUAAUAUAAUACUUCUCAAACUAUUUACGAGUUUCUCAAAACAUACCAACAGAGAUAAUUAAUGAUGCUUGCUUGGCGAUAGUAACAACGAAUCCUAAAAGCUAUCUACAGUUGUACCAAGGAUUUUUCUUUGCGUUGGUAUACGAGCACGAGCACGAUGGUGCUGUUUUGACCAAACAGGCAUACGAAGCUAUGGAAGAGGGAGAUUUCAAUAAAGUACCAGUAUUACUCGGUGCUACUAGCGAGGAAGACUAUUUCCUCAUGGAAGAUAAAGAAGGUCUCGGUUACAUAUCUGAAAUAUUCACACAAAGUCGUGAUUCAAUACCAGAUGAUAUGCAUGUCACUGAGGAGAAUAAGGAUACCAUCAAAGCUGAAUUGAUGAACUUUUAUACUUCCGGAGGAAACUAUGUGGACAACCCUAGGAAACUUGUCACGCUUAUGAGUGAUCAUGAUUUUGUAAAAUCUGUGCUAAAGUUCGCUGAGCAGUUGGUGAAACACUCGCAAAACCCAUACCUCUACCAGUUCUCUUACAAAGGUGUCUUGGGUUUUCACAGAAAUCAGUCAGCUUGUGGUUGGCGUGGGAGUUCGCUCAUUCAGCAUCACUGACAGUUGUACCCCAGAGCUUACACAGACCGUUCCGUAUUUUCACUGGAUGCAGUUUUUUAUCAAAUUAAUAAGCAUGUCAUACUCAAGUUAUGAGGCAACUAUAGAAAAUAAUGGCAACGACCUGCAGUUCAUCGCAGAUGAAAUUGCCAUUGCUCCCAUUAUUUUCCAAAAGUCACAAGUGCCAAAAAUAAAAAUGAGAAAGGACGAUGCCUAGAAGAAGAUGUUGAAAAAAUAGGAAUCAACAUUCGGUAAACCAUUAGAUACUAAAG